Molecule: messenger RNA, 2338 nt
Organism: Odobenus rosmarus divergens (Pacific walrus)
Lineage: Eukaryota; Metazoa; Chordata; Mammalia; Carnivora; Odobenidae
Gene: SLC45A4
Product: solute carrier family 45, member 4
Exons: 7
Coding region: 1-2319 (772 amino acids)
Biological process (GO): transmembrane transport
Cellular component (GO): membrane
Molecular function (GO): sucrose:proton symporter activity
Source: RefSeq, a predicted model, not a curated record
AUGAGAAUGGCCCCACAGAACGCCGACUCGGAAUCUAUGCAAGUUCAGGAGUUGCCUGUGCCCCUGCCGGAUCUGCAGAAGCCGGGAAGCGCGGAUACCCACGAUGAGACCAUCAGCGAGGGGUCCAUAGACCGGAUCCCCGUGCGCCUGUGGGUGAUGCACGGGGCCGUGAUGUUUGGCAGGGAGUUCUGUUACGCCAUGGAGACGGCGUUGGUCACGCCGAUCCUCUUGCAGAUUGGCCUUCCGGAGCAGUACUACAGCCUCACCUGGUUCCUGAGCCCCAUCCUCGGCCUCAUCUUCACGCCCAUCAUAGGCUCCGCCAGUGACCGCUGCACCCUGAGCUGGGGCCGCCGGCGGCCCUUCAUCCUUGCCCUGUGCGUCGGCGUGCUCUUCGGUGUGGCACUCUUCCUUAACGGCUCUGCCAUCGGUCUGUCCCUUGGCGAUGUCCCCAACCGGCAGCCCAUUGGCAUCGUCCUCACGGUGCUGGGGGUGGUCGUCCUGGAUUUCAGUGCCGACGCGACUGAGGGCCCCAUCCGGGCCUACCUGCUGGAUGUGGUGGACAGCGAGGAGCAGGACAUGGCCCUUAACAUCCACGCCUUCUCUGCUGGCCUCGGCGGGGCCGUCGGCUACGUGCUGGGGGGGCUGGACUGGACGCAGACCUUCCUGGGCGCCUGGCUCCGGACACAGAACCAGGUGCUCUUCUUCUUCGCGGCCAUCAUCUUCGUGGUGUCGGUGGCCCUGCACCUGCUCAGCAUCGAGGAGGAGCAGUACAGCCCCCAGCAGGAGCGGGGUGGGGAGGGGGCCGACGCCCUGCCCUCCACCGCCCGUGUGAAUGUUCUGGACGGUGGCGUGGCCCUGUUCCCCGAGGAGGUGCAGUCGGAGCACGAGCUCACGCUGGACUACCUGAGCGUGGACAUGGUGCGCAGCAAGAGCGACUCGGUGCUGCACGUGCCGGACGCCGCCCUGGACCUGGAGCCCGAGCUGCCCUUCCUGCCCGACAUCGAGCCCUCCAUCUUCCACGACGGCUCUUACCCUGGCACCCCCCGCAGCACCAGCCAGGAGCUCGCCAGAGCCAGGCCACCGCCCCGCCUGGCCUCACUGCUCAGGGAAACGGCGAAAGAGGACGAGACGCUGCUCGAUAAUCACUUGAAUGAAGCCAAAGUCCCCAACGGCAGCGGCUCCCCCCCAAAAGACGGCCCCGUGGGCUACACGAGGGUGGACGUGAAGCCCCCCGCCGCGUCCGGCUCCAUGAGGCGGCGCAGGCACAUGUUCCGGCGGCAGGCCUCCAGCACCUUCUCCUACUACGGCAAGAUCGGCUCCCACCGCUACCGGUAUCGGCGGGCCAACGCUGUGGUGCUCAUCAAGCCCUCGCGCAGCAUGAGCGACCUGUACGACCUGCAGAAGCGGCAGCGGCAGCGCUGCCGGCACCGGAACCAGAGCGGGGCCACCACCUCGAGCGGCGACACGGAGAGCGAGGAGGGCGAGGGCGAGACCACCGUGCGGCUGCUCUGGCUGUCCAUGCUCAAGAUGCCCAAGGAGCUGAUGCGUCUCUGCCUCUGCCACCUGCUCACCUGGUUCUCCGUCAUCGCCGAGGCUGUCUUCUACACCGACUUCAUGGGCCAGGUCAUCUUCGAAGGGGACCCCAAGGCCCCCUCUAACUCGACCGCCUGGCAGGCCUACAAUGCUGGCGUGAAGAUGGGCUGCUGGGGCCUGGUGAUUUACGCGGCCACCGGUGCAAUUUGCUCAGCCCUGUUACAGAAGUACUUGGACAACUACGAUCUGAGCAUCAGGGUCAUCUACGUGCUGGGGACUCUGGGCUUCUCCAUCGGCACAGCCGUGAUGGCCAUGUUCGCCAACGUCUAUGUUGCCAUGAUCAUGAUCAGCACCAUGGGCAUAGUCUCCAUGAGCAUCUCCUACUGCCCCUACGCCCUGCUUGGGCAGUACCAUGACAUCAAGGAGUAUGUGCACCACAGCCCCGGGAACUCCAAGCGCGGCUUUGGCAUAGACUGCGCAAUCCUCUCCUGCCAAGUGUACAUCUCCCAGAUCCUGGUGGCGUCCGCCCUCGGGGGCGUGGUGGACGCCGUUGGGAGCGUGCGUGUCAUUCCCGUGGUGGCCUCCGUGGGCUCUUUCUUGGGCUUCCUGACAGCCACGUUCCUGGUGAUCUACCCGGAGGUGUCUGAGGAGGCCAAGGAGGAGCAGAAAGGCCUGUCGCGCCAGCCGUCAGGUGACGGCGGGGACGGCAGCCAGAAGCCCACCGUGCUGGCGCUGUCCCGGAAGCAGGGCCUGCAGGGGCUGGUGGAGACAGAGUCCAUGGUCUGAGCCUCGCCCCUGUGCACAC